GUACCAAAUAUAUAUGUUAUGCUCCAUAGCGAGAAAACGAAAUAUAUUGGGGCGAGGUGUCCACUUUUGCUUUCGUUUUUAACAAGAAAGGAAAAUUCUGGUACCAAAAACUUUUAACGCCGGUUCUAGCAAAACUGGUAAGCUCGUAAAAAAAGAAAAGAAGAGGAAAGAAAUACAUAAUGGCGGUGGCCUCUGUAGUUUCUUUUGGUUGGUUUCUGUGCACAAGUUAUUGUUGAUAGAUUUGUACAUGUGGGUUUGGCCUCAUUUGUCUACUCUGGAUAUCCUCAAAGUUGUUUCUUGAAGCAAUUGAGCUGCAGAUUGGAGCUUUGCAAAAACUGUGGGGGAGAUGCUUGCUGUCUACCGUUGUGGUGGUUUCUUCAACUGACAGCGAGAUGCUGUUUUCCGUUGCAGCAGUUAUCAGUUGAGUGACAGACAUUGAAGUAUAAGAUCGAGGAACAAAUCUUGAAUUGAAGUUGCCAAGAUGAAGUUCAUGAAACUUGGAUCCAAGCCUGAUUGCUUUCAAUCAGAAGGGAACAACCUCAGAUAUGUUGCUUCUGAGUUGGCCUCCGACAUCAUCAUUCAUAUUGGGGAUGUGAAGUUUUACUUGCAUAAGUUUCCUCUUCUGUCCAAGAGUGCUCAUUUGCAAAAGCUGGUUACAAACUCAAAUGAAGGGAACGGUGAUGAAGUGCACAUUCGUGACAUUCCCGGAGGGCACACUGCCUUUGAAAUAUGUGCCAAGUUCUGUUAUGGUAUGACCGUAACACUGAAUGCUUACAAUCUGAUUGCAGCACGGUGUGCUGCUGAGUAUCUGGAAAUGAAUGAAAAUGUCGAGAAAGGAAACCUCAUUUACAAGAUUGAUGUUUUCUUGAACUCGAGCAUACUUAAAAGCUGGAAGGAUUCGAUAAUAGUUCUUCAAACCACAAAAUCUCACUUGCCUAUGUGUGAGGAGUUGAAGUUGGUCGGCCAUUGCGUUGAAGCUAUAGCUUCCAGGGCAUCUAUUGAUGUUUCCAAGGUGGAUUGGUCCUAUACAUAUAACCGGAAAAAGAUUCACGAGGAGAAUAAUGACAUCGAUCCUAACUUUGAUGGUGCAAGAAGCCGGAUGGUGCCAAAGGAUUGGUGGGUUGAAGACUUGUCUGAACUUGAAGUAGAUACAUAUAAGCGCGUUAUUAUGAGUAUCAAGAACAAAGGGAUUGUCUCUGAUGAAGUCAUCGGAGAAGCUCUGAAAGCUUAUGCUUCGAGAAAGUUGCAAGGCUUUGGCAAGGGUGUCAUCCAGAACAACGAUGCUUCGAAGUAUCGCUCAAUAUUGGAUACAGUUGUGUGGCUUCUGCCUUCCGAGAAAGGUAGCAUCUCUUGUGGUUUCUUACUCAAAUUGUUGAAACUAUCCAUUUCACUCGAUUUAGGAGAACAUACCAAGGGCGAACUAGUUAAAAGAAUCGGACAUCAACUGGAUGAGGCCUCCGUGAAUGAUCUUCUGAUUCGAGCCUCAAAUGGGGACACAACCCUGUACGAUGUCCACGUUGUCCAGCAAAUGCUGAAAGAGUUUAUGUUGCGUGAUCAAGACUCUGAUGAAACUCCACUAGAAACUUGCGGUGAGAUCAACCAUGCUCGAAAGCCAGCAGGCAUUUUAUCCGAAGCAUCAAAACUGAUGGUGGCAAAGUUAGUAGAUGGGUACCUUGCUGGGAUUGCAGAAGACCCCAAUCUGCCCUCCACAACAUUUGUUGGUUUGGCCGAGAUGGUCUCAAGCUUUCCCCGCCCUUCUCACGAUGGACUUUACCGUGCAAUUGACAUGUACCUCAAGAGGCACCCUGGGAUCAGCAAGAGUGAGCGGAAGAGAAUAUGCAGGCUGAUGGACUGCAAAAAGCUCUCGGUAGACGCCUGCAUGCACGCUGUUCAGAACGAGAGACUCCCUAUGCGAGUCAUCGUACAGGUUCUGUUUUUCGAGCAAGUGAAGGCCAAUGGAGCAUCGUCUGGUUGCAGCACUCCCGAUCUUCCCAAAGCCAUCAAGGACCUCAACAGCACCUCGUACGGGAGCUCAAGAUCCGUGGCGACUAAUCCAGAAGAAGACUGGGACGCAGUAGCCUCUGCGGACGAGCUUAAAGCUUUGAGAGGCGAGCUGGCUGCGCUGCGAUUGGGGAAUACAAGUGCAGCGGAGAGAGUUAAGAGCACUAGUAAUGCUGACAAGGCGGCCAUUAGUAAAGUCAAGGGCUUGCUAAUGUCGAAAAGGAUCUUCUCGAGAAUGUGGUCAAGCAGCAAAGGCGGCGGAGGACAGGGCGGCGGGGAGAACAGCGGCUCGGAUUCAUCAGACAGCCUUGGCUCCACCAUGGAAGAAGCAAAAUCUUCACCUUUAAGAAAGGGUAGGCAUUCAGUUUCUUAGCAGCAUCAAUGUGUAGUUUCUUUGGGUGUUUUCUGGUUUUCCUUAUUAGUAUGUUAAUUAAGAAACUAGUUUUUGUCUUUGUUUUCCAAUCCACCAAAGAAUGAAGGAAACAACAGAUCAAAUAACCUUGUCUCUGUAGCCUGUAGGAUGGAUCAUGGAUGGCCUAAGCCUUUUGUUGUCGGUCCAACACCACAACUUUAUGUAUAGAGAGAUCUAGUCUUAUAGCUCUUCUGCCUCACUCUCAAAUAGUCAAAUUACUAUUAUGAAUUUUUCAA
Molecule: messenger RNA, 2649 nt
Organism: Ipomoea nil (Japanese morning glory)
Lineage: Eukaryota; Viridiplantae; Streptophyta; Magnoliopsida; Solanales; Convolvulaceae
Product: BTB/POZ domain-containing protein NPY2-like
Exons: 6
Coding region: 482-2374 (630 amino acids)
Molecular function (GO): protein binding
Source: RefSeq, a predicted model, not a curated record